Molecule: messenger RNA, 738 nt
Organism: Suillus fuscotomentosus
Lineage: Eukaryota; Fungi; Basidiomycota; Agaricomycetes; Boletales; Suillaceae
Exons: 12
Coding region: 160-738 (192 amino acids)
Source: RefSeq, a predicted model, not a curated record
GUCAAGUUUAAACUUAGAUCAUACUAUGGUCAUCGGUCUCCAGUGUUUACACGGCCACCUUGAUGGGUUCACAGCGCAUUCAUCAUAAGAGCUAAGAAGGCGCAUCGUGUCGAGAAGCUUGCAGUUCGCUACGUACAUGUUCAUGUCAAUAGCUACAAUAUGGGUAGGAUCGUUCUGAUCUAUCCACGUGCGCUGUCAGACUCCCUUAUCCAGACCUAUGAUUAUGCAUGUUCAUUUCAUGAGGAGUGGACGUUUUUGCUUCGAUCGCACUGGAGCAAGAUGAAAGGCUUGUAUGUUUUUACGCGAUACCUGCCCUUUAUCAUUCUCGCCGUGGAUCUACGCAUGAGCCUCACCCCGAAUGAGAAUUCAAGUACAUGCCAGAUGUUGCAAAAUGUUAAUUCAGGUCUUGGCAUUGUAGUAGCAACGUUCUCCGAAUGUUUUUUUAUCCUCAGAACAUAUGUGCUCUGGGACAAGAAUAGGAUCUUGCUUGCAGUCAUGUUAUCGACCUUAUUGUCUUUUCUGGUAGCAUCCUUCAUCAUUGUCUUCGCCAUUGGCAUCCCUGCAGAAUAUGCGACCAGCCCGAUCCCGGGCAUCACAGGGUGCUACCGGAGUUCGACCAGUUUCCUGUAUUUUAUACUAUUUCUCAUCCUUGCUGUGUUCCAAUUGGAACUGGCGGACACACGCGAGCCGUCUGCACGUUGUCCUGAUGAACCACAAUAUAUCCUAUUAUACAUGUGA